Lineus longissimus is the source of this 7109-nucleotide messenger RNA. RefSeq names its product zinc finger SWIM domain-containing protein 4-like. NCBI's taxonomy places the organism in Eukaryota, Metazoa, Nemertea, Pilidiophora, Heteronemertea, Lineidae. The record is from RefSeq and is a predicted model, not a curated record. The transcript has 16 exons. Gene Ontology annotation, cellular component: Cul2-RING ubiquitin ligase complex. The coding region runs from base 10 to 3441 and encodes 1143 amino acids. Gene Ontology annotation, molecular function: zinc ion binding.
UGUUUCCCAAUGGCGGCGGCGAAGAGACUGUGUUGUGCUCCGUCUGGGGUUUAUGGACGUGGAUUUGACUCAAAAUUCAAUCUAAAAGAUAGGAAAGUAUGCGGGAAUAAGAAUCCAGAGUCCCUGCUUGAUAUAGCAGCAAAAGUUGUGGCGGAAAAUAUACCAUUUCAGAAAGUAGAGGAGCAAUUCGAUCGGAUCCCGGAGCCCGUACAAAGUCGGAUAGUGUUCUGGUCAUUUCCACGCAAUGAGAGGGACAUAUGCAUGUACUCUAGUUUCACAAACACUCCAAAAGAAGGGAAUAACGACAAACAAAAAUUGCCAUUUCAUCAAGGAGUCAAAUUAUUAGAAAGUGGUGCAGUGGCUGACGCUUUACAAAUAGGCUUCCAUCUUAGUGGAACAGUGACUGAACCUGCCAAUCCUAUAUAUUCACAGCCAGAACGGAUAUUUAGAGUCUCCAUUAGUUUUGAUAGAUGUAAAAUUACCUCAGUAAAAUGUGCUUGUGGGAACAGGGACAUCUUUUGGUGCCAGCAUGUUGUGGCGCUCUCUUUGUACAGAAUACGCAAACCUGUCAGCGUCCAGCUGCGGGUACCUAUAUCAGAAACAUUAUUACAAAUGAGUCGAGAACAGUUACAAAAGUUUGCACAGUACUUGAUCGCUGAACACCAUACCGAUGUAUUACCCACGGCACAAAAGUUAGCUGAUGAGAUUCUGCAAGCACGGUCUGCUAUCAAUCAACUUCCUGGUGCCCCUGACCCGACUGCUGGUGCUUCUGUAGAUGAUGAUAAUAGUUGGCAUUUGGAUGAGGAACAAGUUCAAGAACAAGUCAAGUCGUAUUUGACUCAGGGAGGGUAUUACAACUCAUCGAAUCAGCUGAAUUCCAUGUUUGCUAAGGUGCGAGAGAUGCUAAAGGCAAGAGAUUCCAAUGGUGCUCGGAUGUUGACGCUGAUUACUGAACAGUUCUUAGCUGAUCCUAGACUAGUCUUAUGGAAGUCACAGGGAACGCCCAUGACAGAGAAAUGUAGACAACUCUGGGACGAAUUAGGUGCCCUAUGGGUGUGUGUUGUGCUGAAUCCAAACUGUACGAUGUCAGAGAAAGAGAUCUGGCAUCAUCUCCUGCAGCGGUGGUCAGACAUGAUCAUGUGCCCGUUAGAGGACGCCGACAGCCGGGCGAGUACGAAUCAUGACAGUCAUCACGGGCAGAACAGUGACGACGAUAGCUCAGAUGAAGACGAGAACGAGCCUGCGCCUGGACCCUCAAUACCACGCGUCCCUCCCCGGCCUCGAACAAUAUUCCAAAGGGCAUUAGAGGCUAGCCAGCUCACGUGGCAGGACCAACACCUCCAGUUGAUACUCAGCGAGGACUGCGGCUACCACGAAGACGAGUGUGAUACUGAUUGGUUUGAUUCUCAGGGACUUCCAUUGUGGAAUGAACAUAUUCCAACGUCAUGUGCACGCGUGGAUGCACUUCGAUCUCAUGGUUACGUCAAGGAAGGAUUACGGUUAGCGUUAGUCAUUGUACGCACGAUGAAAAGGCAGCAACGAGUUGAACAAGAAAAGUAUAUGAUGGAGCAGGACAGAGGCAUGCCCAGCACAAGUAAAGGUAUUACUCAUUUUCCAUUGAGCCCAGCGAACACGGAAGGAUGGAUCGGUCAUCCGUUGGAUCCUAUCGGAUGUUUAUUUGAUACCUUGUCCGAAGUAUCACAUCUCCGUGAUGAUAACAGUAUAGUACAAACUGCUGAUCUCCUGUCUAGAUCUGGUUCACCCGAGUCUAGCACCCACAACAGCCCACCUCGAUAUCACCACGUUCCCAUUCCAGGCUGCCGCGACCGAAACGAGUCCUACCUCACAUCUGCUUUAGAAGUUGCGUUAAUAGGUCUGGGUCAACAGCGUAUUAUGCCCAGCGGCCUCUACGCACAGGAGAAAGCUUGCAAACAAGAAGAAAAACUUAUAGCAAAACUACAAGAGAUUCAUCUAGAUACAACAAUGGUAGCAGUGUUGAGGAAACAAGCUAUUUUAUUAUUAGAAGGUGGACCAACAAGUGGUCUUGGUAAAGGUAUUCACACUGAGAGUAUUCCCAUGCACACGUUCGCUCGCUAUAUGUUCAACAGUCUCCUUCCACAUGACCCCGACAUGGCCUAUAGAGUAGGACUUAGAGCAAUGAGAUUGCCAGUAUUAGAAGAUAGCGAGGAGGGUGACGACCCGGUCAAUAAUGUCGGCUCGGUCGUCCUGAGCCGCUAUCCGAGAUGGUUCACGCUAGGACACAUAGAGUCGCAGCAGUGUGAACUUGCUUCAACAAUGCUGAAUGCUGCCAAAAGUAAGUUUCAAACUAAUGACAUUAUUCGAUUACGCACAGUUCUUGACUCUGCUCAAAGAAACAUCCACAGUUCUUCUCAACUCUUUAAACUUGCUCAGGAUGCCUUCAAGAUUGCAACGCCGGUCGAUUGUGCUAAACACGUCCCGCUACUAAAUGCUGCCUUGCAGUUAGGACUACAGGUCAUGAGAAUGACGUUAUCAACACUCAACUGGCGCCGGCGGGAGAUGGUCGGAUGGCUAGUCACAUGUGCUACGGAGGUCGGAAAGGAGGCUCUCAUGUCAAUCAUGAGGAACUGGUAUCAACUCUUUACGCCAAUGGAAGCAACGGGGUCGGUUGCCACGACGAUUAUGUCUGCGCCGACGAUUAUUCAACUUAGUAUGGAUUUUUGUCAGCAGGAGGAGCUGGCGAGUUGUGCCAGGACUCUAGCGCUGCAGUGUGCCACUAAGGACCCCUCAAAUUGUGCCUUGUGUGCGCUGACGUUAUGCGAGAAGGAUCCUGUGGCGUUCGAGACUGCUUAUCAGAUCGUCGUGGACGCCGCGGCUCAUAUCAUGAACCACACGCAGUUGUUCACCAUCGCUCGCUACAUGGAGCAUCGUGGAUACCCUCAUCGUGCGUACAAGUUGGCCGUUCUCGCGAUGAAGACGCUUCAUCUGGCCUACAACCAGGAUACUCACCCUGCUAUCAACGACAUUCAUUGGGCGUGCGCCCUCAGUCACUCGUUAGGAAAGUCCGAGUUAACGAACAUGAUACCUCUACUGGUGAAAAACGUGCAAUGUGCCACCGUCUUGUCAGAUAUCUUACGCCGCUGUACACUAACUGCGCCAGGAAUGGCGAGUGCUGAUGGAAAGCGGCGAUCCAUGAAACUUCUCGCUUACGACAAGUCACCGUUACGCCAGUUGCUCGAGGCUGCCAUUUGUGCAUAUAUCAACACGACACAUUCCCGCUUAGCUCAUAUCAGUCCGCGUCAUUACGGUGACUUUAUAGACUUCCUCAGCAAAGCGCGAGAGACGUUUAUUCUAGCUCACGACGGUGCGUUACAGUUUGCGCAACUUAUAGAAAAUAUGAAACUUAUUUAUAAAGGGAAAAAGAAACUGAUGCAGUUGAUACGGGAACGUUUCGGUUUAUGAGGGUUACUCCUCUUCAUGGGCAGUCAGAGCAGAUCAUCUAACCAGUCAUACCUCACAAACAGUUUGGGAUGUUUGCACUCCUGACGACUGCCGUCUGCCGAUGCGGAGACUAGUACCAGAUUGGAGCAAUGUGUCAGACGUCGGGCGAUGCUGCAGAUUGAUACACCUCAGUGCAAUGCGAUGUCAUGUUUAUAACUGCUGCAGGAUUGGGUAUACAUUCCGGAAACCUCUUAAUUUCUUAUUUCUUACUUGCUUCUGAAUAUAAAACUUAUAGGCAGUUCUUGCUAUGUAAACUAGAGUAAAUCGACUCGGUCAUGUUUUGAGAAAAUAUCCUCAAUCCUGUAAGUGUUAUAGUGACGUCAAUAAUUCAGUUUGACGGAAUGUAAAGCAGGGAACUAUGCGACCAGAAUAUUUCAACAAUGAGAUGAUGCGAUGUAGAGCAAUUAGGCAAGAUAUGGUGUGCAUUAAAAAUAAUGGCCAAUGUUCUAGUAAAGGGGAACUAUAGGCAGGAGCCAGGGUGGUCAUAUAAAGUUAUUGGAAGAUGUGGUUAGAAGUCUCUUUAUUUCACAGUACAUCGAAACUAUUUAUGCUGUAUGAAGACUAAAAUUGUCAGUGAAUGAAACAAAACCUGUUGUCACCUGAAGAAAACAAGUUUGGCCCCCUAGCUCCUUCCUGUUGUCCCCCUUUAAAUAAAGUGACGUAGAUCAUCACUUCUCAGGCCCUGUUGCUGAGCUUCAUGUACUAGUCCAUAAUUACGUACAACAGUAAAUGCUAUAGAAACUAUUGUAUUGGAACUGCUGUAUUCCAUCGCCAACUUCCAAGUAGCAGUUUUUUAUUCAGCUGCAGUCGCUAAGCGGAAUGGUUUGGGGAAGAAUGGAAGAAAUAUCCAUUACUCUUCUGUGGAUUUUCUGGUACUGCUAUCUAAAGACAUUUACUUGGGACUUUUGUAAAGACACCAUAUGAGAAAAAGAAAAGCAAUGAAUAAAGUCCCACCCAAAUAAGAGGUUUUACGGUACCAAUAGUCAAUUUCAGCUUUAAAAGUGGGUCAAAUAUCAUAAGAUCGCCACAAGUUUUCCACUUUUCCGUAAUAUGGCACUUGAAAUCUGGACAUCAUCAUUGCAAAUUUGAUUAAAAAUGAGGUCUGCUGUCAAUGUAUAUGAAUGAAUCUGGUUACAAGAAGCAGUCAAACCUAUUACUGUAUAAGCCGCCACAUAUUUGAAUAUAUUUGGCAGCUUACAGACUAUCAUGAUAGUGUUGUGGAGUCAAACCAUGUUCUAAUCUAGUCACUCGCGCCGCUCAAGGCUUCUGCACAAUUUAUCUUGGAAGUCUGUGGUGGGGCAUAUCUCGCCCAAGAUAAAUUUGCAAAUAUUUCAAUGCAUUCAGGAAGAGAAUACUUUUUUUCAGAGAAAUAUUUUUUCCUGGAAAUAUUAUAUAAUCCAGUAAUAGUAGGCCUAUAAAGUUCCAGAACAACUUUGAUAAACUUUCUGGAAUUCGAACUUGAUUGGUGGUCUUGAUGACGUGUGCUUUAAGGGGGUGUAUUUUUUCUUGAUAAUCAUAUUCACACCUUUAAGUAUAUUAUGUGAGACAGUUAUACAAACCUUGUAUUGGCGGUCAUUAGCACUGGCAUGCACUGACCCAGAUGCAGAUGUCUUACAUGAGAAAAUUGCAAAAACUGCCUGGUAUCAACAUUUGCGUCAUCUUGCCCUAAAAAUUUACACUGUCAGGAAUAUUCUUAUCAUUUGGUUGAUACUUCCUAACAGUUUUUAAAAGCAGUAUCCAUCUUCCUAUACCUGCAGAUGUACUCCAAGUCCACCUGUCAGACAGUCUAUGUACAUCUUGGUACACCAAGCAGUGCUCACCCGUACUUAAUCAAGCACAGACUAUUUUCAUAUCGAACCUGGGAAGAACCAGGUAAAUCUGUGUGAUACAGUCCUGAACUCAUGAUCCACAAGGAUGUGUGGGGUUAUAAGCCAGUUGAAUACAGCCUCUAUAAACUGCUAAUCUUAAUCCUUAGACAAUAAGUGAAUUUAAGGUCUGAGAAGAAGUUUCCAUGAUAAUCUAUCUAAAAGUACAUGUAAAUAGUACGCUACAUAUUUGAGGUUUUUGCCUCAAAUUCUUUCUGAAGAUAAGUGUUCUCCUCUGAAAGCAUUUACUGUUUAUUCAGAGUUUGAUCUGCUCUAAAGUUAUGCAUUACUCCCUGAACCCAACUUGAGAUGGUUUCCCUGGGUAUCAUGCCCAACAGUAUGAGGUUGUGUGGUAUGUGGUGAUGACUACAGUAAUAUGAAUACAAAUAAAUGACAGUAUUAUUCAAGGGGUCGAUGACUGAUUCUAUGCGUUUGUGCUUAGACUGGUUCUUUGUCCCUUCACUAGUGCUUCUGAUGAAUACCCCCUAGUGGAAGGAUUUUGAACUAGUCUGAUUUGUGCUGCCCAGGUGCGGGCACUAUUUUCGUAGAAAAAUCACACUUUUGCAUUUGAAAUUUCCAGUCUGAAUUUAUGCGUGUGGCAAACGAGUGACCGAUUUUCUUCACAUGUUGGCCACUUUUCACAUAUAGUAGAUCAGACGCAUCAUUUUGCAAAAUGCUGUUCUUUUUCUUUAGAAAGCCUGUUCAAAGUGAACUUAUUUUUGAAGGUGCCAUUGGCCAACAGAAGUUGUCGCCAUGUUUGUGUUAAUUAUUAUUUAUAUAUUACGGUUUGCAAAUACCAAAGAUCAUCAAUAUGUCAUUUAAGUCUUCUGUUCUGGUGCUGUUCAUACUUUUGCUGGUGAAGUGUGGAUUCCGAGGACACAUGUAUCGUGUAGUAUGUACUUGUGUAUGUCUAUUCUAAUGCCAGCAUUGCCUCAAACUCAUCAAUCUAUCAUAGACUGAAGGCAGAAAAAAACCUCUGAAAACUGUGCAAUCUGGAUAAAGAAAAGUCAUUUUUCACAACAUUCAAGAAUAUUGUUUGAAUUCACAGAUGAGCACCUCUUUUAGUGGACUGGAAGAACUUCGCGCCGGGUUAUGGGAUCAACAUCAUAUCUGACAUAAUGUUGGAAACACUAAAGGCAGACCUCUGGUUUCCCCACAACAGUGCUCCCCAGGGUGCUGAGCAAAGAAGAGGCAAAAUACCAAGUUGAGACGUGGUGCAUUUUGUCUUUAGAAACAAGUAUCAAAGAAUUUCUAAAGAUUUUUUCUUCAGUCUUUGAGAGAUAGAUGAUUUAUUUGUCUACAGUGUCUUAUUGGUCUAGAUUUAGUUUAUUUGUCCUAGGUUAUGCCUGGUUGUUUCUUGAAUUGUUUCCACAGAGGGAAAAACUUGAAUGAGCGGUCCGAAUUAUUGGCCAGUUCUUUUCCAAUGAAGUCGUGUUCUGGGUAACUUGGCAAUUGCUAAUAAGGAAAUGGUUAUUAGGUCUUGCUGGUAUUAGCUGGAAUCGAGUUGACCUGAACAGAACUAUGCGAUGGGUAGGAUGAAUUAAACCUAGUAAAUGCAUUUACUGGAAACUUGAUGUAUAUUGACACUAAAGUCUAUUUCACAAGAAAAUGGCUCUCGGAUGUUUGCUGAUUUCACACAGAAAAUGCAGCAGUUAACAUUUCAGUGAUAUUUCCAGUUCCAGUUUGCACUGGAACGGUUCGGUAAUUAGAAAAUAAAACACAAAUUAUUAAUUGGUGAAAUUCCCACGAAAAUAUGGGGGGGGG